AUGGCCUCGCAAGCACCACCUGCAACACAACCGCCGCCGGGCUCACAACAGGUCCGUCGUCCCUCGGGAUCCCCUUCCCCCAAGCCAACGUUCCCCUGACCGCCCCCUCCUGUCCCACUCUCACUCACGCUGUUCACGCUUGAUCUUGCCCCAAAUAACAGCCACCGAGACCUUCAUCCACGGCCCCAACACCAACGCUCCUGACCAACUCUUGGGAAGGCGACGCAACACUGCACUCGUGAGUGGUCCUUUCACGCACCACCCGAACUUCUCUUGCAUUCGUCGGCGACCCAACCACUCCUGGGCUCGCUCGCUCGCUCGACCCUCCCCUCAUUCGCUCCUCCUUUCUCUGGGCACACUCGCUGUGUACCUGCCUCCUUCCUCGUCCCAAUAUCCCCUUACCGACACUCCAGGGCGAAGGAACUAAUCGCCUGCUUUAUUACGAUUCCCUUCAGGUAUUGCUACGAUUACCUCAAGGUAAAUACACGCGCGACGCUCGAGCCGGGUUCGAUCUGCCGGGAGCUCAACUCCCAGUUGUGCUGACUCACUUCUUGCUCUUCUUGUGUCUUAGAAACGAGGGUGGAACUCGACCGCUUCGGCUUUUGCAGCGGACGCCGGCAUCAAUGAGGCCGAAUGGAAAGGGCCACCGAUCGAAGCACCCCAGGGGCUGCUAUACGAGUCAGUCGCCGCAAUCUGAGCUAUGCGGGAGGGGAUGCGACCAUCUGUGAUGCUGAUCGUUGCCUUUGCCUGAUGGGACCGUAGAUGGUGGAGCGUGUUUUGGGACGUAUUCAUCGCACGCUCGCAAAAGAGCGGACCCAGGAAUCCGAAUGCCGACGUCUUUGUCGAUGUGAGCUCUGCGAGGGAGAACCGGGGUAUCUGAUGCCAGUUGGUUCUGACUAUGUACGGACCAUUCACAGGCCAUGCGACACAAGCGUGACCCGUUGGUCGUCAACUUCUCCGGACCGAACCCCCCACCUCCCAUCAUCCUGCCCCGAACGAUGGGGCACCCCGCUCGACCGAACGAACCCCCGCAACCGCCGGGGCCAUCUCCGAUGGGCCAAGCCCGACCAACCUACACGAACCCAGCGCAGAUGCACGUCUUGGAACAACAACAGCUGCAGCAACAGAUGCAACAGGGGCGUGUCAGCGUUGUAGGGAUGGGAGCUGGGGGACCCCCCACUCGACCCCCUGGACCACCGAUGCCACCAGGGCCGGGAGGACCGUACAUGCCUCAAGCGUCGACAUCAUCGCAACCCAUGGGUCCGCCGGGGUCGUCGCAGCAUAAUCAUCUCCUGGGCGACGCAGGAGGCCCCGCCGCUUCCCCUGGUGGGUUUAUCGGUGGUCCGCCCGGAUCGCACAGCAAUCUCCCACCUCAGAUGCAAGCCUCGCAAGGUCAAGGGCAAUACGGUCCAGGAUCCCACGCGUCAUCUUCAUCGGCUUCACCUCAUUUGGCGCAUUCCCCACACCCCUUCGCGAACGGUCCCCGACCCGGUCCAGGACCGACUGGCGUUUCACUCCCUCACCUCAUCGCCGGUCGCCCCGACCUGACCGCCGCGUUCAAUCAAGCUCUGAGAAUGGUCGGGAUCGAAGGCAAAGAAGUCGAAACCUUGACCGCGGAUGAACACGCCGCCGUCGCCGCACAGAUGAGGCGAAUGGGCGUAUUACCCGAGUUACGUGUACCUCCUACCGCCGGCGGUGGACCUGGGAAUGGCAUUGGGACAGUUGGAGCCGCGGGUGGGCCUGGAGGACCGCGUGGGGUCGUUCAGAGACAGAUGUUGGGCCCGGGGGGUCAGGGACCGCCGCAGGGGGCGAUGAUGGGGCAAAGGGUCGUUUCGGGUGGGGCGAUGAGGCCUGGGCCACAGGGGAUGCAUCAGCUUGAACAAGGGGGACCAGGUGGACCGGUGCAGCAGAGGCUGGGGCAGCAAUUCGCGGUGAGUUUGCAGAGGGGUUGUCAGCGAUCUGAAGGAUUUCAAAUGGAGGGCUGAUGGCUCUCUUUGACUGUGUUCGAUCUUAGGGGAUGUCACAGCAGCAACAACAACAGAUGCAGCAGAUGCAGCAGAUGCAGCAGACGCAGAUGCGACAACAGAACGAGAUGAUGAUGCAACAGCAACAACAGCAACAGCAUCAACACCAGCACCAGCACCAGCAGAUGCAGUCGCAGCAAUUCCCCCAACAACAGCAGCAGGGCGCGUUGCGCAACGGUCAGGGGGGUCCACAACCGCAGCACAUGCAACAUAUGGCUAACCAAGGGUGAGUACUUGGGUGGGAAGUGGGUGGAGCUGGGCUCACGGCGAGAAGCUGAUCCCUUGAACUUUUGUUACCUCUCUCGUAGCGACACGCCUGCCUCACCCGCGUUCUCUGCGGCAUCUCCCCAUCAAUUCAACCAGAAUGCGGCCUUCCAAAACGCCGGCUCAAUUGGCUCACCACAACCUCCUCCGACACCAUCUGCGGGUGCACCAACUCCGGGUCCUUCGGCGGCCAAUGCACCGACGCCAGGAGGUGGGAGUGGGAAAGCGACGUAUGCACCACCACCUCAACGCGGUCCUUCGAACCCAACUCGAGGAGGCCGAGUCACAACCGUCGCCGGGAAACGAGGUGCCGGCGGAUCCAACGUCGAGGAACCGAGUCCACGAUCGAGGAAACGCGCUCGCGGCGGGGCGAGUAGUGGGGGCAACUUGUCACGAGAAGACGGGAACGACGUUCAACCGCCCGGGACGCCCGAUCUGGCCAAAUCGACCCCUUCGAGUCCUGGGAUGGCGCCGCAUAGUAUGAACAACCCUGGAGGAGCGAUGGGGUACCGACUUGCUCCUUCGCCUUCGCCGUCGCAGCUGGAUGGGUUGCAAGUCGAUCAAGAUGGGCGGGCGGCGAUGAUGUCUGGCUCGGGCGCCUUUUCCGGUGGAAAUGGUUCUGGGGACGCGAUCAUGUCUGGUGCGGAUGGGUCGAAUCAACCGAACGGGGCAAUGUACGGUCAAGCAAAUGGAAACGGUGGAGGUGGGAACAACAGUCGACCUUCAUCUGCCGCAUCGAACCAGUACCACGGCGGGCCAGGUUUGGUCAACACUCUCGUCCGCAGGGACUCGAUUUCCAACUCGGGAGGUGGCAACUGCAGAGGAGGUCGAUCGCCACCCAAGAUGCACAUCGCCAUGCCACCGACACCGAGCAUGCACCAGAUGCACCAACACCUCACUACGAGUGGGAUCAAUCCGCAUGGUGGCGAGGGCAACCCGGGUGCGAUGGCCGUUACGCCUGGGGGAACGGCGAGACCUUUCGCGGGGGCCGUUGCUCCUCCCUCUUCGAUGGCGACUUACCAAGCCAGUAAUACUGGCGGGUCAGGCGGUAAUGGGACUUCGGCGACGAAUGAUGGCAACAACGCUGCUCCGGGAGGUGGUGCUGGUGCCGGUGCAGGAGGCGCAGGCAUGCCGACUUUGAGUCAGUUGGGCGGUUCGGGCUCGACGGGCGACGAUCUGUACGCCGACCUUCAAUUCGAUAUGGCGUUCGACUCCUUUAUUGAUUUCGACACCUUGGGCGAUGGGGUCGUCUAG
Microbotryum saponariae is the source of this 3542-nucleotide messenger RNA. Lineage: Eukaryota; Fungi; Basidiomycota; Microbotryomycetes; Microbotryales; Microbotryaceae. The record is from the annotation of a GenBank genome assembly.